Messenger RNA from Suillus discolor, 540 nucleotides. RefSeq lists its product as uncharacterized. The record is from RefSeq and is a predicted model, not a curated record. Lineage: Eukaryota; Fungi; Basidiomycota; Agaricomycetes; Boletales; Suillaceae. The annotation marks the transcript as partial. The transcript is spliced from 3 exons.
ACUGUUUAUCCUGAUAUUGAAUUCCAGGGUGUCGAACAAGGCCCAUCACAAUCUGUACUCCUCACAAUCUGUUUCUCAGGCAGACUUCCAACGCAGAUUGUUGAACAGAAUAUCCCUAUUCAGAUUUCAAUUUCUUUCGCAGAAGACUUUACCUCGCCAGUUGUGGAGGCGGCAUCGAUGGAUCUAUGCUCCAGCACUAGGGAAGCAUCACAUUUGGAUGGCGAUGUGAGUCUGUGGUCCUCGCAUAUUUUGAAACUUGCAACUUACAUAUCGGAUAACAUCCAAAUCCCAUUCCUGCCGCUUCGACGCUUCAACCACUUUGACUGGACCAUGUGGGCAGUACUAUCGAAGAACAUUGAAGGAUGGCUAAUUGAUGAGGUCGAUUCUGAGACACAACUGUGGACUUGGGGACGUGAUGCUUUUUGGCUUGCCUUCAUUGCGGCAUAUCCAUUAUUCCCAAAGGGCAUUUGGCCGAAAUGGAAUCCCCGUAUUCCUUUGGAAGGUGUAUUCGUCGAGCGGUGGUUAGAACAGUCAGGUGAU